AUGCAGGUUCGUGCACUUUGCCUGGCGUGGGCCUGGAUCGCCAGUGUCGUCACACUUGUGGCGGCGGUGCGAUCCGGCGAAUUCAAGACAUGCCAAGAUUCUGGUUUCUGCCGUCGUUUCCGUCGGCGGGCUGAGUACACUGAAUCGUUCACCUCGUUUACGUCGCCGUACGCGGCUGAGGCCACCUCCCAGCUCACAGCCUGUGGGCCUUCCACCUACUGCCUCCCGAUUGCGUCGAAACUGCAUGAGGCGCACUUCGAUCUGCGUGUGAGUCUCUACGACGAUGGUAAUGCGCGUGUGUACAUGGACGAAGCUCAGCCGACAUACGAGCAUCGACAGCACUACAACGAGGCGCACGUAUGGGGCGUCGAGACUAUGCCUCAGCCUGCGGCGCAUAUCAAGCAUGACUACAAUGCCAAGACCAACACCGACACACUCACAUGGCACCACCACCAUGCAGUGCACAUUGCGCAUGAGCCCUUGCGCAUUUCGUUUGUGCGUGACGGUGUGGUGCAGAUGAUCCUCAACGAGCGCUCUCUCCUGCACAUGGAGCAUUUCCGUGCGAAGCCUACUACGUUGCCGGACGAUACCGACGAGGCACGGAACGAAGUGGCCUCACAGCGUGCUAGUGCUUUGGCCAAAAAGCACAGCGUGAGCAAGUCUGUCAUCGAGCAGUGGUCGCGCUUUGAAGUGCCAGACCAUGGUGAAUGGGAGGAGACGUGGGCUGGGACCACCGACUCGAAGCCCAAGGGCCCAGAAGGAAUUGCGCUGGACAUUUCGUUCCCUGGCUACGAUACACUCUAUGGCCUUCCGGAGCAUGCCAGCUCGCUUUCACUUCGGUCGACCAGGGCGCCUCCGCACGGCGAAGUGGACGAGCCGCAUCGGUACAACGAGCCAUAUCGUCUGAUGAACACCGAUGUGUUUGAAUACGAGUACGAUAGCCCUAUGGCGUUGUAUGGCAGUGUCCCUGUCGUCCAUGCGAUUAGUCAGAGCAGUGCGGCAAGUGUGCUAUGGAUGAACGCGGCUGAGACCUGGGUCGAUAUCCACAAGACCAAGCGGCGUCCUGGUCCGUCGGUCCGUGGUACGAUGCCGGCGGCCGCGGACGACGCUGCAUCGCUGGCUGGCGGCUCGUCGUCGCAUUCGUCGCACGUCUACUUCAUGUCCGAGUCUGGCGUCCUGGACCUCUUUGUGUUCUUAGGUCCCUCGCUGCAUCGCAAUAUGGAGCGCUUCAUGUCGCUGGUCGGUCGGACAGCCUUGCCGCAGUACUUUGCGCUGGGCUACCACCAGUGCCGCUGGAACUACUGGUCAGACGACGAUGUGAAGGACGUGAGUGCGCAAUUCGACGAAAAGGACAUGCCGAUGGAUGUCAUGUGGCUGGAUAUCGAAUGGAGUCGUGAUCACAUGUACGGCAUAUGGGAUCGCCAAGCGUUCAAGGACCCCGACGAGAUGGUCCAUGCCCUGGAUGCACGUGGCCGCAAGUUGGUCUUGAUCAUUGAUCCGCACCUGAAAAAGACGGACGACUACUUCUUGUACCACGAGGCCAAGAGUCAGGACCUGCUGGUCAAGGCGCCCAAUGGCCACGACAACUUUGAGGGCGUAUGCUGGAGUGGCGACGCAAGCUGGAUCGACUUUUUCCAGCCACGGACAUGGCAAUGGUGGAUCGACUUUUACCAUCUUGCGAAGCGCAAGCUCCUCGGCAAUGCCCGCAAUGUGUUUGUAUGGAACGAUAUGAGCGAGCCUGCAAUCUUCUCGGGCCCUGAAAUCACGUCGCCCAAGGAUGUUGUGCACUUCCCACACUGGGAGAAUCGUGAUAUCCACAACAUCAAUGGCGCUAUUCUGCACAACCUCACAUCGCUGGGUCUGCGUCGUCGCGAGUUGGGGACCAAGGAUGCGCAUGGCCAAGCAGGUGUGGAGCGCCGUCCGUUUGUUCUGAGCCGCGCUUGGUGGAUUGGCUCGCAACGGUAUGGUGCUAUCUGGACAGGUGAUAACAUGGGGACUUGGGAACACUUUGCCAACAGUGUCGCAAUGAUCUUGCAGAAUGGUAUGGGUGGUAUGAGUUUCUGUGGUGCGGAUAUUGGCGGCUUCUUUGGCAACCCGGAUGAGCAACUGUUGCUUCGUUGGUACCAAGCUGGUAUCUUCGAACCGUUCUUCCGCGCUCAUGCCCAUAUCGACAGCAAACGUCGUGAGCCAUACCUGUACGAAGGUGCUAUGGGCGACGCUUUGCGUGGCCUCUUGCAGCUGCGCUACCAGCUGCUGCCUGUGUGGUACACGGCGUUCUGGCACUCCAGCGUGAAUGGCCAGCCUGUACUGACACCGCAGGCGCUUGCCUUCCCGAGGGAUCCGGCUGGGUUUGCCAUUGAUGAUCAGUACUUCCUCGGCGCCUCCGGUCUGCUGGUCAAGCCGCCUGUUGCCAAAGACACGGAUCACGUCUCGAUGUACUUGGCCGACAAAGAAGUGUACUACCACUUCCAGACCCAUCGCACAUAUCACGCACCAGGCAAGCAUGUCAACGUCCCCGCGCCACUCACGAGCGAAGUGCCGCUCCUUUUGCGCGGCGGCUCCAUUGUCGCCACACGGGAACGACCACGCCGUGCCGCGGAGUUGCAACGUCUCGACCCAUUCACGCUGCACAUUGGCCUGCGACUGGAUACACACGAUGCAGAAGGGCAGCUCUACGUGGACGAUGGCCAGACCUACGCGUUCCGCGACGACCAUGCUUUCGUGGCGCGCCACUUUUCGUGGCAAAAAGAAGGACAUGGCGCACGUCUGCGCUCCACGCCACUUACCGCGGCUCAGGCUCAGAUGACGUCUCCUGCUGCGAACACUGCUGCGAUGGACGCAGCGUUGCAGCAGCGUGGCAAUGUCUUUGAACAGGCCAUGUCGUCUGUACGUAUUGAGCGGAUCGUGGUGCUGGGCUACCCUCGCGCUCCGACAUCGGUCGUGGGUCGCUCACGUGAUGGUGAGCAGGUCGCGAUUGAGUUUAGCUACACGCCAGCGCAGCGUGCCUCGGCGCAAACGACGGACAGCAGCCGUGAGCAUGCUUCAGAGCUGGUCCUGCGCAAUCCUGGCAUGCCCAUCGGCGACGAUUGGGAAAUUGUUUUCUUGUAG
Molecule: messenger RNA, 3108 nt
Organism: Malassezia pachydermatis
Lineage: Eukaryota; Fungi; Basidiomycota; Malasseziomycetes; Malasseziales; Malasseziaceae
Product: glycoside hydrolase family 31 protein
Exons: 1
Coding region: 1-3108 (1035 amino acids)
Biological process (GO): carbohydrate metabolic process; N-glycan processing
Cellular component (GO): glucosidase II complex
Molecular function (GO): alpha-glucosidase activity; carbohydrate binding
Source: RefSeq, a predicted model, not a curated record